Molecule: messenger RNA, 1541 nt
Organism: Hylaeus volcanicus
Lineage: Eukaryota; Metazoa; Arthropoda; Insecta; Hymenoptera; Colletidae
Product: RNA-binding protein 48
Exons: 5
Coding region: 559-1509 (316 amino acids)
Cellular component (GO): nucleoplasm
Molecular function (GO): nucleic acid binding
Source: RefSeq, a predicted model, not a curated record
GUCGAUAUAUUUAUUUAUUUAAAAAACAUAAUAUCAGUCAAUUAUUAGUGUACGAAUCAACAAUUAGAAGUUCAAUUAUGAUAAUUACGAUAUAAAAUGAUAUGGAUAUGCAGAAAAAAAGUAAAAAAAUAUAAGUGCUCAUAUACGUGGAAAUAUAUGAUUGGAAUGAAUUUAUUGAAUAAUAUAGGUUAAUUAUUAACAAUUAUAGUGCUAGCUAUUCCUCCGGAGUAAUUGUACGGAGUAAUUAUUUUUCUGGUCAGAUGUGAGGUUUCGUUGAAUGUCAUUAGUGGUCGUUCCAACAAAUUCGUAGUUCGGCCAAUACAUAGAAAAUACUAAAUUAAAAUAGAGAAUUAUAAAUCAUGGGUGAUACAUGCGUGAUAACAAAGCUCCCUCAUCAUGUGCAACAAAAGCUGUGUCAUACACGAGCACCUUAUAGGCAAGGGAAAAGAUUGACAUCCGUGAAGGUAGCAUUGUGGACUUGUAUCCUAUCCAACAUAAAACGCCUGCAUUAUUAAUUAUUGAAUAGUUUAUACUAUUAACGACGAAUCAAAACAUUUGAUGAUAUGCGGAGUACCAAAGCUUCAAUUAGGCGAGGAAGUAAAGAAACUCGUCGAUCCUUACGGAGACGUAAAGAAGAUUCAUGUAGCUCCUGAUUAUCCCACAGAAGAAUUUACAGAAGCUUAUUACAUACAAUAUGCUCGUAUACAGAGUGCAAGAAUAGCAAAACGCUUUAUCGAUGGUAAAAAUUUUUACGGGGGCCUGCUACAUGUUUUUUACGUACCAGAAUUGGAAUCUGUAGCAGAAACUAAAGCUAAACUUGUACAACGAUGUCGAGAGGUUGCUAUACGCAUAAAGAGAAAUCAACAAGACUCCGUAAAUCCGAAUACUGAUAAAUUUAUUCCUAAAGAGCAAUAUCAUAGAAAAAAGAGAACACCAGCUUUACCACUUACAGAAGAGCGUCUAAUUAAACAUUAUCCUGGAGAAACAUUGUUUUCUAUAUAUAAUGGUAUACCACAAAAUAUAGAUCCAAGGCCUGUGUCUGAACCAAGUUUACCUUCGACUUCGUAUAGUCAUCAGGAAAAUGAUUCAACCACUGCAUUACCUCAAGCUCCGUAUCAUCCAAACGAAGCUAUCAUUAGAACAACCGAAGUUAAAGAAGGUGUAUCAAAAUUUGAUCGUCGAAAAGCCAAAAGAAAAAAUUAUAAAGGACAAUCUGCGGACGGCAACGUAAAAGUCAGAGUUGUCAGGCCUGAAAUUGUAGACACCAGCACUAUAGUAAAAUGGGAUAUUUCGAAAAAGAAUUUGUUCAGUAAUCCUAAAAAAGUUCAAAGUAAUAUAACUAUAAAAUUAAUACCACAACGUGAUAACGAGAAGAAAAGAAUCGUGAUAAAAGACCCAAGCGUGUCGCAAUUGGUACAACCAAGUAAGAAUCUCCAAAUUUCAAUUCAGGAAGCCAAGUCUCAGAUACGAGCAGCUAUGCAAACGCAUACCGCGGAAAAUCCAUCGUAAUAAAGUCAAGAGAUAAUUAUUUGACUAAGAAA